UGGUUGGCUCGGCAUAUCCUGUUCGCUCGAUGUGUCAACGGGAACAAGGACUGCAGUGAAGAAAAAUACGAAGAUGAGGAAUUUUAAAAUAAUCUCCGAGGACUAAACCAAAAAUGUGUAUUAUGUGAAAGAAUAAUUCAAGCAAUUAGUGUGAAAGUGUAUGUGACAUGAUUAGCCUUUGUUGUAGUGUAGACAUCACUACUUGCAGUCAACCAUGUGCAAGUAGCUCUUUGAGUCAUGUCAGAGGAACAUGACGUAGAUUGUGCUGGAAGUGAACGAACUGAGGACAAAGAUUGCAAUGAAACUGGGGAGGACGAGGUAGGAAAUAAAAACGAGAAAGACAACGAGGACAAUACGGGAGAUAAAGACAAGGUAGAAGAGAUUGCAAGUGCCAAUGUUGUAAGUGCCACAAACGACAAAGAGAGUCUGAGUAGUGAAAUAGACGAGAAGCAAGAUUUGUACGGAGGGAAAGGUUCGAAAGGAACGCUUACGUGGACGAGGGAGGAGUCUAGUUUACGAGUGUCGUGGAAUUUGUACGAAGGGACUGCAACUCCGAAAGAUUACGUGGCGCUAUGUUAUGCAGAGACCGCAAGCCUCGCCGGUAUCGCCAGGCUCGUGCCGGCGACCGGAUGCGACACUGGCCAUAUAAUGUGGCUGCUUGAUGAGCCCAAUCAGCCUUAUGAAGACUGUGAGCAGCUCCUUUGCUUUCGCUAUUACAAUGGCGAAGAAGAUGAUUGCGUGGCAGAGUCGUCGACGAUCCCGUCGAGGUUCAAAGUUGAACUCAAGAAGCUUCCCCUGAAGCUUAAAGAGGGUAUAUCAAGAAAGAGAAGCGGAGACCAAGUGUCGCCCUUCUCUUACAACAAUGAAAGCUUUGAAAUGAACUCCGAAAAUACUCCACGAAUGGAAUUAGUUAGCACCAGUCAAGACAUUAAGCAUCUUAGUGAAAACGUUGAUAAAUGCUCAAUUAGCGCUUUAGAGUCUAGAGAAAAGUCUAGAGAAAAGUCUAAUUUCGAACAAAGUAAAUGUGAUCCUAGCAAAUCUCUAGUUAGUAAUAGUACUGAAUCUCAAUCUGUAAAUAGUGAAUCUCAGAAUGCUCUGAACUGUAAACCGACAUCUUCAGGCGUAAAAAAGAAAUGUCCUCCACCUGUUGAUACUGCCAGUUGCCUAGCAUUGAAUGGUGUAAAGAAGAAGACGAGUAUUAACAUUGGUUUCGAGUCUCCCACAUCACCUGAUACCGAAUAUUAUAAAAUAUGGUCACCACAAAAUCCGUGUAAAAUAAUGAAGUUUGUCUAUGAUGUCGAAGGUGCUAAUGUGCCAAAUGAUGCUCAAAAAUCGCCAGUACCUCCGUUGCCUCCGAGACAAUCGCAUAAACCCUUAGAGAGAAUGCACGCUUUACCACCAAUUGUACAAAGGCAUCGAAAACCAAAAAAGCUUUCUAAACCUGAAGACGCGUUCACCUUUGAGCUGAUAGAUACAGAUGAACAGUUUUUUACAGAUAAUAAUAUUGCAAAUUCUGCGGCGUUACAAGGAGAUAUAAAUGAUUUUAGGCCUGGGGAGUUUUAUUCUGGUGCUCAAGCACCCAUUUCUUCUACGGCAAGCUUUUUAAGAGGGUGUCAAAACGUUGCUCCCUUAGCAACACCCGAGACUGACGGCAGCUUAUGUGAAUCCACAGUUUCUUCUAUUAAAUUGUCUAGGUUAGCUGAUGAUAAGAAAAAAAGUGAUGUACCUGAUAGCACGCAAAGCGUGAGUAAGAAUAAUGUUAUGUUAAUAAAAGAUAUAGGUCCAGAUAAUUAUAUUACUACAACGUUUGCAAGGAAGGAUAAGAACAUUGUAGAAGCUUUUCAUUCGACUCCUAAUCAUGCAAAAUCCGAAGAAAAAGCUCAACAUACGUUCCUUAAUGAUAUAAGUAGUCAUCAAGAUUUCGAGGAUGACAAUAAGAAUCAAGUCGAAGAAAAGGAGAUAACGGUGAUAAAGGCCCAUAAACCUCUAACGAGGCAAAACUCGGGACGAUCUACACCGACAAUGAUGACAGCAUUUCUUAACUCAUCCCACAUUGAUGGACCUAGUCGAGAAAUUGUCCCCGGCAGUCCCAACGCUCCUAGUUCCUGCAAUUCGUCACAAUCAAAUUCACCCAUAGAUGAAACUAAUAAGAUGUUACCCAGUGUGGGAACUAUGAUAUUGAACCGCAAAUAUUCUUGUGAUAGUUCGACUCCCAAACACUCAAGUUUACCUCGGCAUCUUUUAAAAAGUCUCGGCUGUGAAGGGACUCCUAAGCAUUCUCCUCAUAGAGUAAAUCCAUCAAAAGACACCCCAGAUAGUCCAUUGAGGCCGCACCCUAGAGUCCUUUCUAGAGUUGCGGCAUUAGCUGGAUCUAUGGCCCCUCAAUGCCCACCGACGCCUACGCAUCACGCGCGCAGACCAAGGCCACUGCCACCAGCAGAUUUACAUCCACCACCUAUACAAAACACAGAAAACAGGGUAGCAGAGAAUUUCGAAAUGGUUGAGUUUACGAAUGAAUUAAGAACAUCGGAGAUCAGAUCUCCUAACCUUGAAUUUAGUAAUCAUUUCACGAUUGUUCACGCCGGACCGCCAGACGAUGUUGUGUUGAGAAGGCCGCACGCUGUUGAUGAUUGUGAUGAUAAUGAAAACGCUGUAGCUUCACCAACACCUUUAAGACAUAUGGCAGGUAUUAGAUUACCAUCGAUACCUGAACGUGCGUCAAGACAGAUGGCUUUGACUGGAGAUUUUCCAGCCAAUAUGAUUGGCGGAAUUAUUGAAUGUGAAGAGCCAUUACCUCCUGGCUGGGAGGCACGUAUGGAUAGUCACGGCCGCGUGUUUUAUAUCGACCACAUAAACAGAACAACGACGUGGCAGAGGCCCGCGGCUAACGGGAGCUCUCCUAGAUCGCCCGCACCGGAAGUCCAAAGGCGGCAAUUAGAUAGAAGAUACCAAUCAAUCCGUCGCACUAUGACGCGCACGCAACUGGGCGAGGAGGAGCGAGAAGCGAGUUCUUCCCCUCCCCCCGCCGCCAGUACGUCUCGCUCGCCCGAGGGACAGCCCCCCGCCGCGCCCCACCCCGCCGCUGAGUUCCUGGCGAGGCCCGACUUCUACUCCAUACUGCAUAUGAACUUGGAAGCAUCAUCGCUAUACAACUGCAACUCCACAUUGAAGCAUAUGAUAUCGAAGAUACGUCGCGACACGGCGUCCUUCGAGCGGUAUCAGCACAAUCGAGACUUAGUAGCGUUAGUCAAUAUGUUCAGCGAGUCUGAAAGAGAACUGCCAUUGGGAUGGGACUCGAAGCUGGAUAGAAAUGGAAAGCGUUUCUUUGUGGACCACGUGAUGCGGCGCACGACCUUCAUAGACCCGCGGUUGCCGCGAGUGCCUCAAGCCGGGCCAUUCUCGCCACUGCUGCCUCCACGGAGACGACCCAUUAUGCCUGACCAGGCGCCGACGCCGCCGCCAAGGCCGCCUGUGCUCACCUCGGACACGUACUCGCACCAUUCGCAACAAGAAAUACCUGUUGCCUAUAAUGAUAAGGUGGUUGCGUUCCUCCGACAACCGAAUAUCCUUUCAAUACUCAAAGAGCGAUGCGGAGGUUGCGGCGCGACGCUACGCGACAAAGUGAACGCGGUGCGAGUGGAGGGCGCGCCCGCACUGGUCCGGUACCAGAAUGACGUGCAACUCACGUGCUAUCUUAGCCUGUUCGAGCAGGAGAUCAUGAGCUAUGUACCUGCAUCGGGAUGUGCAACGGCAGAGCCCUCGCCCGUCGCGUCGCCGGCCGCAACAAGGAGUACCAGGGCACCAGCGCCGCAAAGGAGGGACUUUGAGGCCAAAUUGAGAGCGUUCUAUCGGAAGCUCGAGAGCAAGGGCUAUGGACAAGGGCCUGGCAAGUUAAAAUUGCACAUACGCCGGGAACACCUUCUAGAAGACGCGUUCAGGCGGAUAAUGUCGUGCAGCAAAAAGGAGCUCCAGAAGGGCAAGCUCUGCGUACUGUGGGAUGGGGAGGAAGGCUUGGACUACGGCGGGCCCAGCAGAGAGUUCUUCUUCCUGCUAUCCAGAGAGCUGUUCAACCCCUACUAUGGUCUGUUCGAGUACUCGGCGAAUGACACCUACACCGUGCACGUAUCACCGAUGUCCGCGUUCGUUGACAACCAUCAUGAGUGGUUCAGAUUCUCCGGCCGCGUGUUGGGUCUCGCACUGGUUCACGGCUACCUGCUGGAGGCGUGGUUCACUCGCGCCCUGUACCGCGCUCUGCUGCGACUGCCCCCAGCGCUGGAGGACGUUGAUGCGUUAGACGCACAGUUCGCUGCAUCACUGAGAUGGCUGCAGACGGCACGGUGCGUGUCGUCGCUGGAACUGACGUUCGCGGUGUCGGAGCGUCUCGCGGACGGACGCGUUUUGGAGCGGGAACUGAAGACGGGCGGGCGGGACGUGCCAGUUACGGAGCGGAACAAAAAGGAAUACUUGGAGCGCCUUGUGCGGUGGCGUGUGGAGCGAGGCGUGGCGGAGCAGAGCGAGUGGCUCGUGCGGGGAUUCCACGAGGUGGUGGACCCGAGGCUGGUGGGAGCUUUCGACGCCCGCGAGCUUGAACUGGUCAUAGCGGGUGCGCCCGAGCUGGAUGUGCCAGACUGGCGGAACAACACGGAGUACCGCGGCGGGUACCACGACUCGCACCCCGUCAUCUUGUGCUUCUGGCAAGCGAUCGACAGAUUUACAAAUGAACAGCGCCUUCGUCUCGUUCAGUUCGUGACGGGCACAUCCUCCAUCCCCUACGAAGGUUUCUCAGCACUGCGCGGCUCCACUGGUCCACGGCGAUUCUGCAUAGAACGAUGGGGACGAAUCGAGUCCCUUCCAAGGGCUCACACCUGCUUCAACAGGCUAGACCUGCCUCCGUACCCCACGUUGCAGCUUCUACAUGAAAAACUACUUCUAGCCGUUGAAGAAACUAAUACCUUCGGAAUUGAAUAAAGAAAAAAAAGGACAAGGCAGUUGUGAAAACAAUAAAGCACGUCGUGACAAGCUAACGUGCUCAACUAGCUUCUCCUAUCUAUAAUAUAUGAACAAGUUUAUUGGCGAUAACUUUGUGUCUAUAUUUAGUUGUGGUAGACCCCUAACCAAAUGAUAAAAUAGUUGCUUGUAAAAAACACUGGUUAAAUGUUGAUGUACUGUUAAUGAUUGUAAUCCCAUUAGCGGCUGUAAAUUAUGAGUUUUAUGACUCUCAUGUAAAUAGUAGUCAAUUGAUUGUAUAGUUGAGGGACAAACAAAGAUAGUGUAAUAAUAUUUGCUGUACGUACGUAGUGUAGGUGUGCCAGAACAUUUAUAAUAAAGUUAGCCACGUAUCUAUUUGAGGUUUGUACUUUAUAAACGCUUUGAUUGUAAGUGAAGUAUAUUGUGGCUGUGAAUCGGGGCUCAAGUCCCAAGUUUAGUUUUACGCUUUUGUCACUAAUUUAUAUUAUUCUAUUUAAAACUUAGAUUUCGAGAAUUGUAUAACUUGGCAUUUUUUUAAUCUCUCGAGAAGAUCAGUAUUUGUUUUUUUUUUAAUUAUAAUUUAAAACACAUAAAAGUGAUUACCUCUUAACACUCUUUAUUGGCUAUAACAGAGAAGCUAUUAAAAUUUACGAACAGCACUUCCUAGUCAGCUAAUAUAAAUAUAUGCUUAUAAUAAAAAUAACUGCAACAGAAAUCAUAAUAUUGCUUGAUCAUCCCUGUAGUUACACUUACCUAUUUAUGUAAUUAAUAUAAUAAUUGACAUGUGGAUGUUGUGAUUUAUUUUGCUAAUCUAAAAUUUAUGUACCUCUGUUAAUUUAUACAAAACAAUAUGGAAAUGUUUCAUGCUCAAAAUUACUGUAAACGAUGGAAAUUGUCACAUAUUUAAUGCAAGUGUAACAAUAGUUUGUACUUCAAUGUAAAUACAUUAUUUAUUGUGUUUAUGUAAAUUACACUCAAGUGUAAGUUCAUGUUUAUUUUUGUAAGUAAUAUAGCUCUAU
Molecule: messenger RNA, 5987 nt
Organism: Pararge aegeria (speckled wood butterfly)
Lineage: Eukaryota; Metazoa; Arthropoda; Insecta; Lepidoptera; Nymphalidae
Gene: Hecw
Product: E3 ubiquitin-protein ligase HECW2
Exons: 16
Coding region: 238-4968 (1576 amino acids)
Biological process (GO): regulation of dendrite morphogenesis
Molecular function (GO): ubiquitin-protein transferase activity; protein binding
Source: RefSeq, a predicted model, not a curated record